AUGGCGGCUGCGGCAGCAGCAGUGGGCGCGGGCAGGGCGGGCGCUGGGGGCCAGGGUGCGGCGGGCAGUGGCGGAGGGGGGCGCGAGGGCGCGCGGGUGGCAGCGCUGUGCCUGCUGUGGUACGCCUUGAGCGCGGGCGGCAACGUGGUCAACAAGGUGAUUCUUAGCGCCUUCCUUCCGGUCACCCUGUCGCUGUGCCACAUCCUGGCGCUGUGUGCGGGACUCCCGCCGCUCCUGCGCGCCUGGCGUGUGCCCCCCGCGCCGCCUGUCUGGGUCCCGGGGCCCGGCCCGCAUCCAUCGGCUGGCCCGCUGCUGCUGCCACGCUUCUACCCUCGCUACGUGCUGCCACUCGCCUUUGGCAAGUAUUUCGCGUCCGUGUCAGCGCACGUCAGCAUCUGGAAAGUGCCGGUGUCCUACGCGCACACUGUCAAGGCCACCAUGCCCAUCUGGGUGGUCCUCCUGUCCCGGAUCAUCAUGAAGGAGAAGCAGAGCACCAAGGUGUACUUGUCACUCAUCCCCAUCAUCAGCGGCGUCCUGCUGGCCACCGUCACCGAAUUGUCAUUUGACAUGUGGGGACUUGUCAGUGCCCUUGCUGCCACACUGUGCUUCUCGCUUCAGAACAUAUUCUCCAAAAAGGUAUUGAGAGAUUCACGGAUCCACCAUCUCYGCCUGCUGAACAUCCUGGGCUGCCACGCUGUCUUCUUUAUGAUCCCCACAUGGGUGCUGGUGGACCUCUCARCUUUCCUGGUCAGCAGUGACUUGACCUAUGUCUCCCAGUGGCCCUGGACACWCCUGCUCCUGGCUGUGAGUGGCUUCUGUAAC
Molecule: messenger RNA, 822 nt
Organism: Urocitellus parryii (Arctic ground squirrel)
Lineage: Eukaryota; Metazoa; Chordata; Mammalia; Rodentia; Sciuridae
Source: RefSeq, a predicted model, not a curated record